AGUGCCGGCUGAGCCUCACACUUUCUCCCCGUUUUGUAACUUUCAGGUCUGGGGUGUAGGAAUAAAGCCCUUUGCCCGGACCAAGAAGGAGUGCGUGCUAGCAGAGACUGGGCUGCUCGCUGGAGGACUUCCUGCCAGCGCCAGGCUGCCCGGCCAAGUGGGGAGCGGACAGGCGGGCGGGCAGGUGGCCCCGGGCCGCCGCGCCCGCGCCUUGGCUCUGCCCCCUGGAGCCAAGCGAGCCUCUGCUCCCUCGUGGUGCGAGGGCGGUGAUGUUUUUCCUCCCACCCACUUCUGAGUCCCCCCUCCCCCCUCGCGCACUCUCAAGCUCUCGCCGCAACCUGCGAGCCCCAGACCUCGGAGGAGCGCCCCAGGGAACUCAGAGCGUGUGCAAGCGUGGCAGACGGAGGAGGCCAGUGCCCAGGUUUAAUCCAUCACUCCUCGGAGUCUCUGAAUUGCAUUUUGCAGUAGUUCAAAGAAGAAAAAAGUGGAAAAUGGGAGGCUUGAAAUAUAUAGUCUUCUUGUUUUUGUUCUUCAUUUUCCUAGAAGGAAGCAAAACAGAGCAAGUAAAACAUUCAGAAACAUAUUGUGUGUUUCAAGACAAGAAGUAUAGAGUGGGUGAGAAAUGGCAUCCCUACCUGGAACCUUACGGACUGGUUUACUGUGUGAACUGCAUCUGCACAGAGAAUGGGAAUGUGCUUUGUAGCCGAGUCAGAUGUCCAAGUCUCCAUUGCCUCUCACCCGUGCAUAUCCCUCAUCUGUGUUGCCCCCGUUGCUCAGAAGAUGCCUUACCACCUGUGAACAAUAAGGUGACCAGCAAGUCGUGUGAGUAUAAUGGAACUACUUACCAACAUGGAGAAUUCUUCAUGGCUGAAGGGCUUUUUCAGAACCGGCAACCCAACCAGUGCACCCAGUGUAGCUGCUCGGAGGGGAAUGUGUACUGUGGUCUCAAGACUUGCCCUAAACUGACCUGUGCAUUCCCAGUCUCUGUUCCAGAUUCUUGCUGCAGGGUAUGCAGAGGGGAUGGAGAAUUGUCGUGGGAACAUUCUGAUGGUGAUAUCUUCCGGCAGCCUGCCAACAGAGAAGCAAGACAUUCUUAUCUCCGUUCUCCCUAUGAUCCUUCACCAAGCAGACAAGCUGGAGGUUCUCCUCGCUUUCCUGGGGGAAGAAGUCACCGGGGAACUCUUAUGGAUUCCCAGCAAGCAUCAGGGACCAUCGUGCAGAUUGUCAUCAAUAACAAGCACAAACAUGGACAAGUGUGUGUUUCCAAUGGAAAGACCUAUUCUCAUGGAGAGUCCUGGCACCCAAAUCUACGGGCCUUUGGCAUUGUGGAAUGUGUGCUCUGCACUUGCAAUGUCACCAAGCAAGAAUGUAAGAAAAUCCACUGCCCCAAUCGGUACCCCUGCAAGUAUCCUCAAAAAAUAGAUGGAAAGUGCUGCAAGGUGUGUCCAGGUAAAAAGGCAAAAGAAGAACCUCCAAACCAAAACUUUGACAGCAAAGGUUACUUUUGUGGAGAAGAAACCAUGCCUGUUUAUGAGUCGGUGUUCAUGGAGGAUGGAGAGACUACCAGAAAAAUAGCACUGGAGACUGAGAGACCACCUCAAGUAGAGGUCCACGUUUGGACCAUUCGAAAGGGCAUUCUCCAGCACUUCCACAUUGAGAAGAUAUCCAAGAGGAUGUUUGGGGAGCUCCAUCAUUUCAAGCUGGUGACUCGGACCACCUUAAACCAGUGGAAGAUCUUCACUGAAGGAGAAGCUCGCCUCAGCCAGAUGUGUUCAAGUCGGGUGUGCAGAACAGAACUGGAAGAUUUGGUCCAGGUUUUGUACCUGGAGAGACCUGAAAAGGGCCACUGUUAGACAAAACAGUCAGGAUUGGAUAGUAUCAAUUAAGGAAACCCAAGCUGCAGCUGGACUGCUGGCUUCCUUUGCUUAAGUCAACAGUGCUCUAAAACCCCAAAGUCAGACGCAGUCAAAUUAUCCACGCCAGCCACAAUAUACCUUGUUCCUCUAUGUGCAGUGGUGUGCCAGCCCUCAAACAUCUCCUCUAAAGUGAAUAGAGGAGUCUUUAAUAGUUUCUGGAGGGAGAAGGGAUAGAGCAUUCUGGUGCAGUUUUAGUUUCUCUGAGAAUCACUUUUAUUUGAAGGUUAAAAGAAAACACUUUUAGGGAUUCUGUGUAGAAAGUUAGUCACGUGAAAGGAGAAGAAAAUUGCUCAGUAUAAGUUGGGUCACAUAGAGCAAUCAUUUGUAUGAAAUGCCUUUCGAAUGCUCACGUGUCUUCCAUUCUUUAAAUAAACAAACUUAUUCAGUGGGUUGAACUACAGGUCAGUCAGUUGUAGAGCACACACCUAACACAUGGAGCCCUGGGCUCUACUUUCAAUACUGAAAAAAAUCAUCCUCAUAUCUCAUAUACGCACGUACGAAAAGACACCCAGACUGCACAUGAAGCUGCCCUUCUUUCUGGCUCCUAAAUACUGUUGCGGCUGUUGGCACCCAGGAAAACAGAUUCAAAAUGUAUGUAGAAGACUGCCCUCAAGACUUUAAGGGUGAAGAAUGCCAGUUAAGGGCCUUGUUCACUUUGAAGUGCCAAAUUCACUAUGUCGGAUAAUACCACUUCUCUUUCUUGAGCUGAACCUCCAUUAGGAAGGUAGAACUUGGUGAAACUGUCAGAAACUAAGUUCAUACCAAACAAUGCAUAACUGUAGAAGAUUCAUAGCUGUAGAAGAAUACACCUGAUAAAAACAAAGUAGUCCAUCUUUUUUUGUUGUUUUCACAGCUAUAAUACUCAACUAGCAUAUAAACUAAUGCUCGCUAAUUUUCUUGCGGCCAUAGUCACCCAGACAGACACUUUACUUUGAAUUAUUCUAAAGGCUGUUUUUAAGGGCUCUCUUAUUUCUCUGACUACAGGAGUUGAAAUUUGACUUUAUCAAGAGACUCAGUCCUUGUGAACUUCUGAACAUUGGUUCUUCUGUCAAAAGAGAGUUACUGUUCAUUCGGGAAACUGAGAAUUCUGACACAGACCUUUCUCCUAAACCUUCCUACUAGCCUUGCCUUAUCCACAAGCAUAGGUUGUAUCUGGGAUUUUUGACAAGCCUGCUCCUAAAAUGUUUAUUUGCAGCCCAAUGCCAUAGCAUAAAUUAUGCUUUCUGAGGCUUGGCUUUAGAAACCCUCUUUGUGGAGAAACUAUAAAUAAUUUCUAACAAGGAGCAUAGGGCUGACUUCUGGAUCUGUCGUCUUGCAGGAGCAUGAUUGAGCUCAAAUGAGUACUAAGCAAUACGAGGACCUAGAAACCCUGCAUUUCCCACACUAGGCAAGAGAACAUGAUAAGAAAAAACGUGCAAACGGUCUGGUCUUUAUGGGAACCUGGCAGAGAAGGGGCAGUUUCCACACACAAAAAAAAAGACACCAGGCUUUGGGGCCAGGGCUUCAUGGGACAAAUUUCUUGCCAGCCGGUCAUACACAUUCUCCUCAUAAGUGGGACAUAAGCUUCCUGGGCUACAAAGCUGCAGAACAUCAUUGAAAAUGUGAUGGGAGAAGUAUCAAUACACAGCUGCCUCCCUCUCGGGAGGAGGGGAGGGGGAACCAUAUUUCCAGAGUGUGGAGAUCUGUAACCAGAUCCUGAAGGAAAGGGGUGAUUCCCCCUGCUCGAUGAUUCACCCCAAAGCCUUCCCACCCAGGUGUUCUCUGAAAUCUUAGCCUCAAGGGAACACCUAAAGAGCUCCCCUAGAUAGACUCCUGCCUCCAGGUGCAGUGACAUGCCUUUCUAAAGUGCUGUGGGAAGCAGGAACUGGGGAUUUCGAUGUAGAAACCCUCAGGGUUUUGAUGUUGGGUAGAAUGUAGGGUAUGCGGAGAGAGAUCAAACUGCCUGUAGUGAGUAGGGAAGAAUGGAUAUGGUUCUUUUUUUGGUACUUAUUUGUAUCAUAAGCACUUGGGACAGCAAAGACCAGAGGCACCAUUUUGCAGUUUUAUCCAUUUUCUAGUUAGCCCAUGUAAACAAGUCUGAGUAACGUAACAAUGUUACCCUUUCGCUUUUCUCAUAGGACAUGUACCCAUGUAUGGUACUUGUUUAUGGAGUCACUGUGUUUCUGGAUUUUUAAAUUAAUAAAAUUUUAAUUUAAAAAGGUUAUGACAGGAAAAUCAUAUGAUUGACACUCCAGUCAAGAUUGUCAUUUGACUGGGUAAAAGAUGAUGGGUGGAGCCUAGUGUUUUCACAGUCAGCUUGGCAUUCUUGUUAUACUACUCUCAAGUAGCUAGCAGUGUCAACUUAGCAGUAAGGCUGCCUAGAUUCCUAAGCUAGCUCUAUAAUUUCUAUAUGUGUCAGUAUUCUCAAUUAGAAAAUGGGAUGAUAAUGAUACCAUUGUCCUUUGCCUGAAAUCUUGCAGUAAGGUUUAAUGUAAUCAGUACAUAUAAAAUAAUUAGUCUAGUGUCCAUUGAAUAUGCAUUGAUGACCAUUGAUAUUCAAGGUGGGAAAGGCACUUAGAGCAACCAUUGAUGUUUAACUUCCUCUUGGACCACUUACUUAGGUUUCAAGAGGACUUCAAUUUUGACCUGCUUUUCACAACACUUUUAUGCAAAGCUUGUUUUAGUUAUCAGUGUAAGGAUUUUGUUAUGUGUUGACCCAGAAUAAAUUCCCUCAAAUCCUCAAUGCUAGCGAAAUACAGGGUAUUCAGAAGUCAGGAUAUGAGAGGAUUUUAAGAGAGAAAUGCAAAUUGUCAGUCACUGCUGAGAUGUUCAGUGACAUGGCAGAAACUCUGUAACGAUGGUGAUAACAUGGAAGAAGAGAAGAGUUGAAGUUACUGGAGCAAGGGAUUGUCAGAGGUAAGUGGAAGGGCGCUGUGAGGAAGUAGGGCUAGAAGCUCAAGAGAACUCACUGGAGAAACUUUCUAGUGGAGUGAAAAAAACAAUGAAGAUAGCAUCUGCAGAAAGAAAUGGGGUCAAAGCCAUUUCAUCUUGCAUAGGGGAGCUAUUUGUCCAUAUCAUAGCACAGAGUGCAGAGAGACUGUAGGAAGGACAAGAUUAAAGAUGGGUAAUAAGGGAGUUAGUCUGUUUCAUGCAGGGCAGUGAAGUCAUAUCCCAGGUUGCUCUCAGGACUCACAACUCUUGACCCACAACCUCGGUGAAUUCAGCUUUGGAUGCAGACCAUUUUUAUACCAUUUUUAGCAAGAUCUACCUAGUUCCAUAAGAUCUCUAUUAUCUCACACCCCUUCCACUCAGCUUCCUUUCUUCUAGAAUGACACUGUGAAUCAAAAUAUCAGUCUACCUGCAUUGAGGAAAAUGCAAAUAAGUCAAACUAGACUUCUGUGGCUCCAUCUUGCAUUAUCCCCUUUCUAUAAUGACUCACACCCAAAUAUCUACCAGCCCUUCAAGUUUGUGGUUCUAUAUGUAGGCAAUGUUUGUAGAAUUUUUCUGUCAAUUCCUCCUGAAGGAUUUUUACUUCCACCAUGACUCCCAGAAAGCAGUAAAGGCCACCUCGUAUGGGCUUACAGAGAAGACCUGCCUCCUCCCACACAUUGUCUGCCUCUUUAUACCUUUCCUGCUUUUACUUCUUUUUAAAAGGACUUUUCAAUAUUUGUUUUAUGCACCUGAGUAUUUGCCCUGUGUGUAUGUCUGCAUACCAUGUGCAUGCCUGAUGCCUGCGGAAUUCAGAAAAAGUGUCGGAUAUCCUGGGUCUGGAGUUGCAGAUGAUUGUGGGCCUCCAUGUGGAUAUUGGGAAACAAACCCAGGUCCACUAGAAGAGCUAAGUCAUCUUUCUUGCCCUUUGCUUUGACGCUCAAAGAAGCUCAGAAUAUGCUUCUCAAAACUCUGCCAUUUUGUCACAAGGAUUAUUUUUGAGCUAAUAACAAUUAAGAAUCAACAGCUACAGAAAAUUUUUUCUAUUCUACUUAUAAUUGCCUGAAAAUUGGACAUAGAUUUUUCUUUGAGGAAGGUAACCUCUCCUCCAUUUCAAGGACAGAGAGUGAGUCAUCCCUUAGGGUAGGAAAUCAACACCAAGAUCAAACGAAAAUUCAUGCUAAAGUAGUCUGCAGCAUCCAUUCCUUUCUCCCUCCCUCAUUCAUUUCCUAAUAUCUCCCCCCAGAAUUUAUCAUCCAUUUAAGUUUAAGCUCUCCUUCCUAUAUUAAGAUAGUAUAUAAGCCCCCUGAAUCUAACCAUAUUUUAGAGUUUCAUUUUCUUUCUGUGAACUUCUGUGUAUAUACAUAUUAAUAAA
This is a messenger RNA of Microtus ochrogaster (prairie vole), 6198 nucleotides long. RefSeq names its product chordin like 1 (gene Chrdl1). NCBI's taxonomy places the organism in Eukaryota, Metazoa, Chordata, Mammalia, Rodentia, Cricetidae. The record is from RefSeq and is a predicted model, not a curated record. Gene Ontology annotation, molecular function: BMP binding. Gene Ontology annotation, biological process: negative regulation of BMP signaling pathway; cell differentiation.